CACACCAGCCGUUGCUAGCUCGGCAGGCGCACCCGCCAGCCCCGAUAACUACCGCCACAUUCCACACGUCCUCGCCAUCUUCCCCUCUCUCUCUUCUGCUCUCAACAACGUCAAACCUCCUUUCAUUCCAUCCAUCUCUCCUUUUCAGAUACCCCAUCGCAAUGGCAACAAGCGUUAUCGUUGUUGGCGGCGGCCUUUCCGGCCUCAGCGCUGCCCACACCAUCUAUCUCGCCGGUGGUAACGUCACAGUCCUUGACAAGCAGGGCUUCUUCGGCGGCAACUCGACGAAGGCUACCUCCGGCAUCAACGGUGCCCUCACUAGGACACAGAUUGAGCUCGGCAUCCAGGACAGCGUGAAGCAGUUUUACGACGACACGCUCAAGUCUGCCCGCGACAAGGCGAGGCCCGAGCUCAUCAAGGUCCUUACCUACAAGUCGGCCGCCGCCGUUGAGUGGCUGCAGGACGUGUUCAACCUUGAUCUCACACUCGUCUCUCGCUUGGGUGGCCAUUCUCAACCCCGCACCCACCGUGGGCACGACGCCAAGUUCCCUGGCAUGGCCAUCACUUACGCCCUGAUGCAGAGGCUCGAGGAGCUCGCCGAGACUGAGCCUCACCGCGUUAAGAUCAUCAAGAAGGCUCGCGUCACCAGCCUCAACAAGGAAGGAAACACCAUCACCGGUGUCCAGUACGAACACGAUGGACAGACUAAGACCCUUAACGGGCCCGUCGUCCUCGCCACUGGCGGCUAUGCUGCCGAUUUCGGCGAAGGCUCUCUUCUGAAGAAGCACCGGCCUGACACCUACGGGCUGGCCACCACCAACGGCUCCCACGCCACCGGUGACGGCCAGAAGAUGGUCAUGGCCAUUGGUGGCAACGGCAUCGACAUGGACAAGGUUCAGGUCCACCCUACUGGUCUCGUUGACCCCAAGGACCCCGGCUCCAAGUGGAAAUUCCUGGCUGCUGAGGCCCUCCGUGGUGAGGGCGGUAUCCUCCUGAACGCCGACGGCGACCGCUUCUGCGACGAACUCGGCCACCGUGACUACGUCUCGGGUAUGAUGUGGAAGGAGAAGGACAAGGGCAAGUUCCCCAUCCGCCUGGUCCUGAACUCCAAGGCCUCCAAGGUUCUGGACUUCCACACCCGCCACUAUUCCGGCCGCGGCCUCAUGAAGAAGAUGACCGGUAGGGAGCUCGCCAAGGAGAUUGGCUGCACCCCCGAGCACCUGCAGCAAACCUUCCAGACCUACAACGCCAUCGCCGAGGGCAAGCAGAAGGACCCUUGGGGCAAGCGCUUCUUCCACAACAUGCCUCUGGAUAUCAAUGAUGACUUCCAUGUCGCCUUGAUGGAGCCCGUCCUUCACUUCACCAUGGGUGGUAUUGAGAUCAACGAGAAAGCCCAAGUUCUCAACAAGGAGAAGAAGCCCUUCGAAGGUCUCUUCGCUUGCGGUGAGCUUGCCGGCGGUGUCCACGGCGCCAACCGUCUCGGUGGCUCGUCUCUGCUGGGCUGCGUUGUCUAUGGCCGUGUCGCUGGUGACUCCGCGAGCAACUACCUCUUCCAGCAGGCGCUCAAGGGCUCCGCUGGUGCCGCCCGCCUUGGCCAGAUUGCCCUGCACAUCGAUCCCUCGACACCGGGCAAGAUCUCUGUUGAGUGGGCCGGUGCCGGCGGCAACGAGGCCCCCAGGGCGCAGGCCGUGCCGGCAAGCGCCCCUGCGGCGAAGAAGGAGACUGAGGAAAAGCCGUUUUCCAUCCCAGACAAGGAGUUCACCAUGGAGGAGGUCGCCAAGCACAACAAGAAGGACGACCUCUGGGUUGUUGUCAAGGGCGUCGUCCUUGACCUCACCAACUGGCUCGAUGACCACCCGGGUGGCCCUCAGGCCCUUCUCAACUUCAUGGGCCGCGACGCCACUGAGGAGUUUGAGAUGCUCCACGACGAUGAGGUCAUCCCCAAGUAUGCCCCCUCGCAGGUUAUCGGGCGGGUCAAGGGCCAGGAGGUCACCCUUAAGGUCUAGAGGCAACGCUUCAGAGUGAAGUAGCGAUCAUCCUUUAUUACGGCGUGGCUUGGGGCUGUGGUAAAAGGCGUAUCUUAAUUGACUGGGCCCAAGGAGGAGGCAGA
Messenger RNA from Thermothelomyces thermophilus ATCC 42464, 2110 nucleotides. RefSeq lists its product as uncharacterized. Gene Ontology annotation, molecular function: FMN binding; oxidoreductase activity. Lineage: Eukaryota; Fungi; Ascomycota; Sordariomycetes; Sordariales; Chaetomiaceae. The record is from RefSeq and is a predicted model, not a curated record. The transcript has 3 exons. Bases 162 to 2006 code for a protein of 614 amino acids.